AUGCAAACGUCUAGAUGGAAAAACGUCUACCAUUUGGCUGCCAUUAAUAACAUAAGACAUGGAUUCGCCUCACUAAAAUACUACAGGGAAGAAUAUAAGACACCCAACAAAAUCACAUCUGAAUCAAACUUUCAUGGAUUACUCACGGAUAGCGGCGAAAUCUGGAAAAACUUGCGAUCGACCGUUAAUCCUGUACUGCUGCAGCCGAAGACCACCAAACUUUACUCCACUAUGCUAGACGAAGUAGCACAGGAUAUGAUUGUCAGGUUAAAGUCUUUACGUGGGUACGAUAACAGGAUCCAGGGUGACUUUGACAUGGAAAUGAACCUGUGGGCAUUGGAGUCGAUAGCUUUAGUCGCUCUAGGACGACGACUACGAUGUUUCGAUUCACACCUGCCACCAAACUCUCCUGAGAAGAGACUCAUUAAAGUAGUUCAAGAUAUUUUUAAAUCAUUUUAUAUGUUAGAUUUCAAGCCCAGCCUGUGGAAAUAUUAUCCGACAAAAACCUUUAAACGUGCCAUGAAGUUAUAUGAAGAACAAGAAAUUUUAGCAAGAUAUUUCAUUGAUAAGUCUAUCGAAGAGCUAGAGAAUCAUAAAGAAAUAACCCAUGACGACCAAAAAAGUAUCCUUGUGAAAUUACUAGAUAUAAAUAAAGACGUAGCUGUUGUAAUGGCAAGUGAUGCUCUUUUCGCCGGUGUCGAUACGACAUCGAACUUGAUAAUAGCCACGCUUUACCUACUAGCCAAUAAUCAAGACAAACAAGACAUACUCAGGGAAGAAAUACGAUCUUCUGGCGAUCAGGGUGAGAAACAGCAGUAUCUGGAAGCAUGCCUGAAAGAAUCGAUGAGGAUUUUGUCUGUAACAGCUGGGAAUACAAGGGUUACAACAAAAGAAUAUGACAUCUUUAACUACAAAGUACCCAUUGGCGUUGCAGUUAAUUUUAUGCAUCACAAUAUGGCUUUGAUGGAAGAGAAUUAUCCUAGGCCAAAAGAAUUCUUACCAGAGAGAUGGCUCGUCAAGAAAGAGAGUCCGUUGUAUCAUGGGAACGCACAUCCAUUCGCAUAUCAGCCUUUUGGGUUCGGAGUACGAAGCUGUCUUGGACGUCGUAUUGCAAAAUUAGAACUGGAGACUUUCUUAAGAAAACUGAUUGAUAAUUUUAAAGUCGAAUGGUUUGGUCCCCCAGUCACCGUGAGAUCUGCCGCCUUAAAUUACGUCAAUGGUCCGUAUAAUUUUAUUUUCAAGAAUGCAUAA
Molecule: messenger RNA, 1251 nt
Organism: Diatraea saccharalis (sugarcane borer)
Lineage: Eukaryota; Metazoa; Arthropoda; Insecta; Lepidoptera; Crambidae
Source: the annotation of a GenBank genome assembly